Drosophila melanogaster (fruit fly) is the source of this 1696-nucleotide messenger RNA. RefSeq lists its product as uncharacterized. The coding region runs from base 672 to 1232 and encodes 186 amino acids. The transcript is spliced from 6 exons. The record is from RefSeq and is marked reviewed. Lineage: Eukaryota; Metazoa; Arthropoda; Insecta; Diptera; Drosophilidae. Gene Ontology annotation, molecular function: calcium ion binding.
GCUCGUAUAUAUAUCGCCUCGAUUUAAGCCACCCCUAAAUUUGUUGUAUUGAUUGUGUUUUGGUCGAAUAAGUUUAUUGCAUUUGCGAAAAGUGAUUUUGUUUAGCCUAGCGGGUAGCAGAAAUGUGCCUAAAAUCAAUGUGUCAUUUUCGUUCAGCAUAUUAGCCUCAGUAGGUAAAUAAUGCUUUGACUUGGUCGACGGAAAUCAAACUGAUCAUAUAGCAUUUUCAAAUAUAAAUAACGUGAGUGUAGGUGAACGUGGCAACCCUGUUCCCCUUUCAAAAAAGUCCUACCGUGUACAGAAAAUAUGGUUAACCAAUAAUCGUCAUGUAUAGAGACAAUUUCCGCGCAUGCGCCUCAACCAUUUGAUUAGUCCUUCGGUACACAUCAGGUUUGAAAUAUACAAGUUAAUAGUCAAGUACAUUUUUGCUUAUUAUUAUCAAGAAAAAUUUAUAAAUGAGUCGCUCGUUCAAUUUCAAUUUCAAUUUGUUCGUGCCACAAUUCAUACAUAUCGUUAACGUAAUGCUAUACAAGCACAUUUAUUGAUUUGGAGUUUUUCUGUCCAGAAAAUAAACAUUAAGUCAAAUGUACUGGCCAGGCAAAGCAAUUUAAACAAAGAAAAACACUAAAUAGAAACAAAUUAGCUCCUAAAAAGUUAAAAACAGUGAAAACAUGGGGUGCUUAAGUAGUAAAGACCGUUUAACCAAAGAGGACAUGGAGUUCUUAAAAACGCAUACGAGAUAUGACGAAGCCACAAUUAAAGAGUGGUAUAAGGGAUUUAAGCAAGAUUGCCCCAACGGCCGAUUGACGCCAGCUAAGUUUGUCGAUAUGUAUAAAAUGUUCUUUCCAUCCGGAAAUGCGGAAGAGUUUUGUGACCAUGUUUUUCGUACAUUCGAUAUGGACAAAAAUGGAUAUAUUGACUUUAAGGAAUUUUUACUCGCAAUAGAUGUAACUUCAAGCGGAACACCGGAGGAAAAGCUAAAGUGGGCCUUUCGAAUGUACGAUGUCGAUGGCAAUGGUGUUAUAGACAUACAAGAAAUGACCAAAAUUGUUCAGGCAAUUUAUGACAUGCUAGGAGCGUGCUCAUCUAAUCGUCCAGCUGAUUCAGCAGAAGAAAGAGCAAAAAAUAUUUUUGCAAAAAUGGACGAAAAUAACGAUGGUCAAUUAACCCAAGAUGAGUUCUUGAAAGGAUGCUUGCAAGAUGAGGAGUUGUCAAAAAUGUUGGCACCAUAAACAAUUAUAUCCUACAAUAUGUGUGUAUUUGAUGAAAUCAGUAAUGAAAUGUAUAAAUACUUAAUUUAUAUUUCUUAUACUAAAAUUAAACUACUAUAAAACUAUGCAAUCAUUAAACUAUUUUCAGUGUGUCACUCAAAUUAAUACAUUAAAAUUUUUCACCAGAUCUAAAAACAUGAAUCGUUUAAUGAUUUUAAUUUUCGUAUUUGCAUUGUUCACUCAUUUUAUAGCGGUGUUUUUAGCUUGGUCUCGACGGACUAAAAAAUAUAUUCAACGUGUUUUAAAAACUAUCUGCAACCGAUGAUUGGACGCUAUUGGAAACGGCAACGAAAUUUGAAAAUUUACUAUAUAAAUUUUCUAUAUUUUACUGGGAAAUUGGGUAUAAUAUUGUGUCUUAUAUACUCUUAUAUUUUUCAAAAUCAAUUUUAGACUACUUAGCCAUGUUUUCAUACUAGAAGCCUGUU